Molecule: messenger RNA, 736 nt
Organism: Leptinotarsa decemlineata (Colorado potato beetle)
Lineage: Eukaryota; Metazoa; Arthropoda; Insecta; Coleoptera; Chrysomelidae
Source: RefSeq, a predicted model, not a curated record
CAUUCUGUCAUGUACUUUCAGCGAGAACAAAAAUGACACUUUAUCAUCUAAUACACACUGGAGUCAGUGUCAUAGUGAGCUUGGGUUUUUUCGUGUUUUUUUCUAUAUUAAGUAACAAAUUUGGUAUAUAUAAUGGAUCGCUAGCAGCGUCUUACAACAGAUCCUUGUGGCCAAAUAGCUGGAUUGUAAGCGGCAUCCAAGUGGUCCAGUGGGAAAGACACUUUGAAGGUACAGUUACGGCAGAUGCUUUCUCCUUUAUGGUGGUUUAUUUUUAUCGCUCUGGGCUCAUAGAAAGAGAGGAUAUGCAUUCGAACCCCUCAAAUUCCAUUAAAAGUUUGAGUGUCUAUGGUUAUUUGAUGAUAGCUUUGAAUUUGGUACAAUUUAUUUUUUUCCUGACUAUCCAAUUACGUUAUCAACCAGCAAUUUUCCCUGUGAGUACAAGUAACUUUUUCAACCUACUCAUUUGUAUAUUAGGAUUGAAGAGUGGAAUUUUCUUGGUGUACUACUGCCUGCGGUAUAAGCCAAGGAGCGAAGAAGAGCAGGCGCUACUUGGGGGAAAUAAUAAUUGAUCUCAAUUUGUGAAACUCUUAUACUUAUUAUCAGAUAAGUUUCAUAUGAAAGAUCAAGUACUAAUCCAAAACUAUAUCACAUAUCAUGGUCUUUAUUCCUUUAAGUUACCUUCAUUAUACAUAAACAUUGUAUUGUUUUUAAUAAAAACAUGAAAUUAUUAUAGCAA